UUGCUUAGAAUUAGCCAUUCCAUAACAUACUAAAAGUGAACUGAAAGGUGGAAGGCAGAAUGGUCUGUGCCUGGAGGCCUCCUGAAUGUUCAGAAACAAACAGUGGAAAUUAAAGGGAACUAAAGAGAUGUUAGAGCGUGGGCCCUUUAAAUAAAGAGGCAGAUGAGGCUUAGGGGAAGGCCGAGCUACACACUCUCGCCUCUGAUUGGCUGCCGAACCCCAGCGCGUAGAAACAUAGAGAUAGACCAACCUAUCUCUUUCCAGGUAAUCUCAGCACACAUUACUAUUCACACACACAGACCCAUAGUGAUGAUAUCCUUUCCCAUAUGACGCGUGACCUACACUGAACUAGAGUAUUCUAUUCCCCAAAACCCCAUUAACCACGACCCGGCUGCUGCUAGAAUCCCUCCCAAUUGCAGUUCAUUCGGGUCGUGCCUGGGGACUGGAAUUCUGGGAAUUGUAGUCUUUGCGUCCCCGUGUGACGCCCUUUUCAGCCUGUAACGCGAUCUUAUUGGACUUCGUAGCCCUAUAUGCAACGCGGCUGCAGGAAAGCAGCUUCUGGAACGUGUAGUUCAAGUUGUCAUUAUUGUUGUUAUCCGACAAUACUUCGAAACUACAUAUCCCAUCAUGCCUCUCAUCCCACCAGUCUAUAUGCAGCCGUUCGUUUUCCCUGCCUGCUGUUUGCUUUCAAUAGCCGUAGUCAAGCCCCCGAGCUGUAAUUGUGAGCCAGACCGCCUGCCUCGAGAGCCUGUGCCGUAUAAACGCGGUCGUUCUCUCAUCCGCAUUGAGUGUACCAUGACUACAUCUCCCGCGUUUCCCCGCGCCUCAGUUCUGCCCCACCUUCCGCGCGUUGCCUGCUGGGAGAUGUAGUGCGCUGAACAAUGGGAGCUGCCUCGGAGUGUAUGAAAAGACUACGCUUCCCGUCGUUCCACGCGAGAGUAGCUUGGGGGUUUUGGCGCCGGCGCUGUGCUCGAUUAUUAUAGUAGUUCCCAGAGCGGAUAAAGAUGGCGACGGCUGCGGCCUCGGCUGGUCCCGGAGCCUCGGGCUCGGUGCGGGGCCGCUUUCCGGGCAGGCCGUGGGUUGGGAGGAGCGGGAGCCGUGCGGAGCGAUCUCGUGUAACCUUCCAUGUGUCGCCUGAUGUGGGUUCCUCCGAGAACCCGGACUCGACUCAGCUGCAGAUCCUCGGGCUUCACCAGAACCUGAAGCGGCUGAAAGGGGCCUGUGGCCGGGACAGUGACAGCGGCGAGGAAGACUUUGCGGGUUUCACUGCUGAAGAAAGUGCUCUUGGGAGCUCACUCCGAUUGGCUCUCAGAUCAAACAGAGAAAAAACGCCUGAACCAGCACCGACAAGCUCAUUGCCGAGCGCAGCACCCCCCAAAAAGCCACUGUGUUCCAUUCCGCCACAUCUAAGGCAUAUUUUUAUCCCUGAAAAGGAGAUCCGGGUGCAUCUCACUCAACUCGAUCCAUGUUUAGUUAAUAUGGCGAAGUACUCCACCAUUAUUACCCGGCCCAAGAAGGAAGAGGUCCCUGUUACCCCAGAAAAGCAGCACAAACCUGCAGAUCCCAACACAGUACCGCAACAGACGCUAUCCUCCUCUGAACCCCCAAAAGAGAAAGGGAGACCUCAGAGAUCAAGGACUCGCACAUGGAAGGCAAGUGCCUCUGAGGCUUUCCGACGCCAUCUCCAAACAGACCCCAGCCGAGAAGCAACCAAAUCUCCUGCUAACGGCAACACAACUGAUUGCAGCGAUGCUCCUUCCACAGACACAAAAAGUCUGACUGAGGCAACAGAUCAACAGGAAGAGUUACGUGAUAGGAAAAGAAUUCUGACUAGUCAGGUUGUUGCCGCUUCUGAACCUGAAGGGGCUUCUCCUGUAGGAAGGUGUAGAGGAGAGAGGCAUGAGAACCAGAGCCAAGUGUAUGAGAAGGAUUUACCUCCUUCACCCAAUAAGGCUUGUCCUGCUUUAAAAGGACAGAGGGACACCCAGGUUCCUAGAGUAAAAUGGAAGCUUCCAGCAGGUUAUAGGCAAGUGAAUGAGCUGGAAGCUGACACUUCAGAAGAAGACGGGCUACAAAGUAAAGAAGGUCUCGCUAAUGACAUAAAGGACAAGUUACCACGUGGAGAAGCAGAGAGCCUGGAAGCAAGUGAAUCUGUGGAAACUGAAGAGAGAAAUCUGUUGGAUGGCUGUAGCACUGCGGAAGAACAUAAAGCAGACAUGGACUGUGGGUCUGAGGCAACGUUGCUACCUCUUCAUGGAGAUAGACAUGGUUUUUCUGCAUCCGUUCUGCCUGCUGUAGCAAGAGAGGAAAUGUCUCUGCCGGACGUUAACUCUACAGAUGAAAAAAUUUGUUUGGUAUCUGCGAUGGAGCCUCAAGAUUCCACAUUUACAUCCCCCAAAAAGAAAGUCAAGAAAUUGAGUAACAGCAAAAAAGCGAAGCUACUGCGUGCCAAGAAGGCUGAACAAAUGGCCGCUAAAAGUCUGCUGGCAAAAAUAAAGGAGGCACAUCUGAAAGCCCAGCCCUAUAUGCAAGCUCCGUCUUCCAAGGAGAUGGCACCAAGGAACAGCAGCCUCUCCACGAGCAUUCAGAGCAUCGUUGCUCCUGUACCCAGUGCCCGCCCUUCCCGCGUCAUUAAAGCACCUCGCCGGUUUCUUGAUGAGACACAGUUGUCUCCUUUUACAGAAAACCAAACCAAGGCCAACCCAGUUUUGCAUAACACCGAGGUCCUUAGUAACAGCCUGGCGGAAAUGGAGCCGCAAGGAAUAUCUGAUUCCCUUCCUUCUCCUACAGAAACGUUUUUCAAUCUGUUUAGUGAAGAUCAUCUGUGUUUCCUUCCUCCCCUCUCACCUGAGGCAGAAUCCACGCGCUCCUGCCCUUCAUCUGCUUCUUCUCCUACUUUAAAUUCUCUUCCAUCGCCAUCUCUUUCUGAGAGCAAGCGGAAAAAUAUUCUUCGGGCGCCUACUUUUUGUUGGAAUUCAGUUGGUACUACUGACCAGGAAGCCCAAUCUACUCUGUGCUCCUCUAGACCUCUCUUUCGCCUGCAAUCUCCUGCCUCUCCACUAGAGCUGUUACAACUACUCUCUCCACAGUCUGCUCCAUCCUCCCCACCUCCUCAGCCUGUCCCCAAAGCAGAACCUAAAAGGUCUCCCCUUCUCCGGGCCCCCCAGUUCACGCCUAGUGAAGCACAUCUGAAGAUCUAUGAAUCGGUGUCUUUCGAGGAUCGGGAUGGCAAAUCAUCUUUUUCCCCUCCUAACCGGCAGCAACAUGCAGACUUCACUUCAAGCACAACGGCCAAUGUCUCUGCACCAGAAACCAUGACUGCAUUGGUGGCCAAACAGAGCGAUUUAAAUGUAGGAUGCCGCCGGGCAAACCAUCUGACCAUACCUAUGUUUGACUCUACAUCUGAUGCUUUGUUGGGCACUGAACCAACACUAAAACCCUCUGAUCAAAUUCUCGCUGAUCCAGCUGAGUCCCUAAACUUGGGGUACAAAAGUAUUACUUCCCGGAAGGUGAAACGUGAGAAGGGAGCCAUUAAAUUGGGACCUAUGAACAGCCGUGGUGUGGUAUGUAAAAUGGCCAUCAAAUCGCCAUCCCUAUCACCCACGGAGACCCUUGCCGAAAGAGGAAUAUCUUCUGAUGAGACAUUGUCUGGCACUGACAAAAAAGUCAUUUCUCUGCUGGAGAAAGCCAAGUUGCAGUUAAUACGGAUUGACAAGCAAAAGAAUUCUGAAAUGGGUCAGGAUUCACCAGUGCAGGGUCCACGGAUUAAACAUGUCUGCCGGCACCCAUCUGUUGCCCUUGGAAAGCCUCGAGCCAUGAUUCCUGAGGACAUCCCUCGAUUGAGUGCUCUGCCAAUGCACGAGAGGGAACCCACUGUACCCUCCCCCAUAGACCAGCCUGAAGAAACCUCCUCCGCCUCUGAGGCAGAAAGCAGCACCGUGAAGCAGAAGAGAGCCGCCCCUGUACGUAGCAAGCCGAAGGCCCAAACGAAGGCAAGACUGCGCAUGGGUCGGUGCGGCGUUUGCAAAGGUUGCUUAGUGCAGGAUGAUUGUGGCAAGUGUGUGAACUGCAAAGACAAGACCAAGUUUGGAGGCCCAAACACCAAGAAGCAAUGCUGUGUGUUUCGGCAAUGUGACGCUAUUCUGGCACGGAGGCUGGAGAGGGCAGGAAAGAAAGGUCGAAAAGCGCCAGCGCAGUCACGUGAAAAUUUUCCAGACUCUGAUGACACCUACCCCGAUACCUGGAGGGCUGAAGAAACCGAAGCCAAUGAUCCAGAUUCUCUCUCUAAACGCAAGUCCUCCCGACGGUGCGUGAGACAGCGCCCGUUCUACGAUCUUUUCCCCGAAUCCGAAGACACUGACUAUGAUCCUGCCCCCAGUGUCUCGCGUAAGAAGACACGACGAGAGUCAGAUCGGCUCCCUCAAGACUCUGAAGAACAGAGCAAACCUCGCAGAACUCCCCAACAGCCUCUGAUUCUUAGAGCUCGCAAGGGCCCAGAGCAAGAAUCUGUAGUGAAUGGGGGUUCUGGGAAAUUGAAGUCUGCGGAUGGAACUUACCGAUUGCGGGUUGAUUUUAAGGAAGACUGUGAUUUGAAAAACGUGUGGCUGAUGGGAGGGCUGAGUGUCCUGACGUCUGUUCCUGUCAAACCAACGCUCAUGUGCCUACUGUGUGCCAGCAGAGGGCGUCACAAGCUGCUGUACUGCCAGGUCUGCUGUGAGCCGUUCCACAACUUCUGUUUGGAGGAAUCCGAGCGCCCGCUGCCCAAUCAGGAAGGAACGUGGUGCUGCAGACGCUGCAAGUUUUGUAACGUGUGCGGGCAGAAGGGAAAGGCCAAAAAGCCCUUGCUAGAAUGUGAGCUGUGCCAGACAAACUAUCAUGUCAACUGCCUAGGACCCAAUUAUCCUCUUAAAGCUCCUUGUAACGGAAAAGGCUGGACCUGCUCAGCCUGUGUCCGCUGCAGAAGCUGUGGGAUUGCCCCAGGAAAAGAUGGCGACUUGGAGUUAUCCAAUGACAGCAAGCUGUGUGGGGAGUGCCGCACACUCUAUGACAAAGGAAACUUCUGUCCCAUUUGUAUCCAUUGCUAUGAAGAGAGCGAGUACGAGAGCAAAAUGAUACAGUGUGCAAAGUGUGAUAAAUGGGUUCACUCCAAGUGUGAGGGGCUUUCUGAUGAAGGCUAUGAGAUAUUAUCUAACCUACCUGACAGUGUGGUGUACACGUGCCCCCCUUGUCUGGGCAACAACAGCCCAAUGUGGCGGGAAGCGAUGCUUUCUGAACUGACUGCCGGGCUCCACGAGGUUCUGCAGGGAUUACUGACUUCUGAUCUUGCUGCUUCUCUCCUACAUUGUGCACAGUGCUCAGAUGACAGUCGCUGUGGGAAAUGUGAGCAUGGUCCGUGUGAUCUGCAGUCAUUGCGGCAGCUCUUGGAAGAUGGUCACUUCAGCUCUGUAAGUGCUUUCAAUGACAGUGUGGCCUGUAUUAUACAGAAAGUGGUAAAGGAAGAGAGUUAUGGCUCUGAAUUCGGUGGGGAUGUUUUCAAGAGUUUGUAUUUAAAGAGUAUGGAGAAAAGCUUUAGCUGGUUCAAUGCUGAAGAGUCGGAGCACUGGCAGACCAAUUGCAAAACAGAGACCAAAGACAUUCUUCCUAACGCUGUUCUGCCUCCUUCCUCUGAUCAUAACUAUGCCAACUGGAGGAUAAAGAAAGAGGAUCCGCCCAGCAAGGGAAUCCUCCAGAAAACUGCUUCACCUGCUAAAGUGAAGCUGGAAAAUGAUGCAGAACCUGCUGCAGAGACGGAUACACGUCAGUGUGCUCUCUGCCUCAAGUACGGAGAUGAUGAUCCUAAGGAUGCCGGGAGACUGUUAUAUAUUGGCCAGAACGAGUGGACCCACAUCAACUGCGCUAUAUGGUCAGCUGAGGUUUUUGAAGAGAAUGAUGGCUCUUUAAAAAAUGUACAUUCUGCCGUGGCUCGUGGGAGGCAGUUACGCUGUGAUAAUUGCCAAAAGACUGGCGCUACCGUCGGCUGCUGCUUAUCCACGUGCCACAGUAACUUCCACUUCAUGUGUGCCCGGGCGAGUCGCUGCUGCUUUCAGGAUGACAAGAAGAUGUUUUGCUCAAAGCACACAAAGCUACUAGACGGCAAGCCGGUAGAAGAGGAUUCCUUCUAUGUUCUGCGCAGAGUGUAUGUCGACUUCGAGGGGAUCAGCUUUAGAAGGAAGUUUCUUCAGGGACUGGAACCUGACAAUAUCCACAUGAUGAUUGGUUCCAUGAAGAUUGACAGUUUGGGAAUGCUCAAUGAUCUGUCCGUCUCUGAAGGGAAGAUUUACCCUGUAGGAUAUCAAUGUUCACGGCUCUAUUGGAGCACGCUGGAUGCCCGGAGGCAAUGCUGGUACAAAUGCAGGGUACUUGAACACAGUCCAAAGUCUGGUGAAAUCCAUCCUGAGGGAGAGGAGGGACAGGAGCAGAACAAGACCAUUGUUCAUAGUCCAGGCCCUUCACCAGAUCCCUUAGAGAAGGAAUCGGCUUUCAGCCCCCCACUUCCUGCAGAUAUAACCUCUUGUGGACGGCCUCCAUCUCUUCAGCCAAACACCAGUGCAACUGCACCUCGCUCUUUUAUAGGUGCACGUAUAAAAACUCCAAACUACUCUCCAUCACGACGGCCUCUUGGGGGUUCAUCCCGACCCCUACCUUCACCAGGAAGCCCAACAUCCUCAUCAAUAUCACACCACAUUCUCACUGUCAGUGAUCCAGAGGUGACUCCACUUCGUAGGACUCGCAGGCCAGUCCCACGUUCUCGUUUUAAUUCACAAUCAUCCGUUCGCUCUCCUGAAGAAACCACCAGCCCACCUACACUUCCAGCUCGUCCCCUGACUCGGCAACGUACUACUUCUGAGAACGAGGUCCCAACUCAGGCCUUGUGUGGUGGGGGCAGUGAGGUGGAAGUGAUGUCAUCAAUAGAUGGAGGGCUGAUGUCAGGACCUUUACAUUGUGGAGCCCAACUGAUUGUGGGGGCGGAGACUCCAGCUGAUGAGUCAGAGAGUGACAGCAGUUCAGAGGAGGAUGCUGAUGAUCAAUACUAUGGGUUAACGCGAACAGUCGUGUCCGGUGAUCAGUUACGUUCUGUGGCAGACUCCUCUGUUCAUAUCAGGCAGCUAGAUGGAAUCCAUGAUAGUACAGACAGUGAGGAUGGGUCCCAAGGUCCCUGUGGCCCUGUUGGUGGAGGAAAAACUCCUUCCCACAUUCCAUCUGAGAUUGUGGAAUUUGUGCUUAAGAACACGGGUAAUUCUGAAUCUGGAUCUAACCUGCAACUGCAUCAUAUCGGCCCACCAGCAUCUGUAGCCUCCUCUUCUUCCUCUUCCACAAAAAACGGAGAUGCCACUCCGCUCUCCAACGGCACCAGCUCUGCAGCACACCAGCCUUCACAAGGGCCACCACCUCUUAAGGACCCACCGCAGCUGCAAAGAGUGUGUCAUCCUCUGAUCUCUGUUCCUACAAAGACUUAUGGCUCCCCUGAUGCCCCUCCAGUGACAGCGAAUGCUGCGGCAUCCAAGGUUAUUUUUGUGAAUAAGAUGGGUCAUGUGCUGGUGAAGGUCGAGAAUGGAAAAGCAGAGCAGUCACUGCUGAAAGACACUUCCAAAGCAGAGCUUUUUCCGGUUCGUGCACUCCCAAAGCUUCCCGCUGCGAAACUUGUUAAAGUCGCUCCAAAAAAUGCCAAAAAUCCUCUUCCCAGUCUUCCUCAAUUUCCAGCGCGUUCCCCUUCAAUGAACGCCCUUAUCUUGCAGGCGACUGCAGCCUCGUCCAUUAAUCCAGGCCAGUCGUGGACUCUGAGUGCCCCGGUGGUACGUGUUGUGCCCAUGCUAAAUGUAAUGCAAGGUACAGGGCACAUUACUCUGGGCACACAAGCACUUAUGACCCCAGCAAUCACUGGAAUGCCUCAGACAUGUCUACUGCAAAAUGUACCCAUGAAUAGUGGCGUUUUGGGUGUCUCUUCCUCAGUGCAACCACAGCAGCAACAGCCUCCGCUGAAACCUGCCCCACAACCCCAGGCACGUGUCCAGCCACAGAUUUCAGUGCUCCAACCUGCUCCCGUCAAGGUGGUGUCUCUUCCUUCCCUUUGUCUCAAGAGACCGCGCUUACCCAACAGCAGUUGCUCCACUGUCAAGAAACUAAAACUGGAACAAGUUGGAUCCACAGUGGGGGACAGAACAGAUACUUCUGUGCUAAGCAGUUCAGUGGUGCUAAAUGCUGACCGUGCUUCCAGCUCAGUUGCCUGCACAAGAUUAAAACGGGCCAGAGUCAAGGCUCCCGUGGUGCAGGGAGUUCUGGAUCUCACCUCUCUGAAAGAAGAAGAGCAGAGUCUGAAUGAUGGGCUAUUUAUUGAUGUUACUCUUGCUGUGAAAGAUGAAGACUCCCAAGAGGAAACCCCCGUGGAUUCUCCUUCCUCUACGCCACCUCUAGAAUACAUUCCAGAUUUUGAGAAAGUAAACUGCCAGGAAGAGAAGAAAGGUUCUCUGCCCAGGAGAGACGGACCCUAUCUAAGAUUUGAAAUCAUCAGCGAAGACGGAUUCUACAUCCAGGCCGACAGCGCAGAAGAUGCCUGGAAAGCUGUUCUGGAGAAGGUACAAGAAGCUCGUGGAGUAGGAAAGCUACAACACUUGUCCCUUUCAGCUAGUAUGAUCGGAACCCGCAUGUUUGGAGUGCAGCACGAUGCUGUGCUUUUCCUCCUGGAGCAGCUGACUGGUGCUGAGAGAUGUCGCGGGUACAAGUUCCUUUUUCAUCCUCAAGAAGUAGAAGAAGGAGAAAUUUCUAUCAACCCCUCUGGUUGUGCCCGCAGCGAAGUCUACGUCAGGAAAUCUACAUUUGACAUGUUUAACUUCCUGGCUUCUAAGCAUCGCACGCUGCCGGAGAUUGGACCCUGCGAGGAGGAAGAGGAGGAGGUGCAGUUAAAAUCCACCAGGCGCGCCACCAGUCUGGAUCUGCCAAUGGCAAUGCGAUUCCGCCACCUGAAGAAAACCUCGAAAGAGGCAGUUGGAGUGUACAGGUCUGAAAUCCAUGGCAGGGGUUUGUUCUGCAAGAGAAACAUAGACGUGGGAGAAAUGGUGAUCGAAUAUUCCGGCAUCGUUAUCCGUUCUGUAUUGACUGACAAAAGAGAGAAGUUUUAUGACAGCAAGGGCAUUGGGUGCUACAUGUUCCGCAUUGACGACUUUGAUGUGGUGGAUGCGACAAUGCACGGGAAUGCGGCGCGAUUCAUUAACCACUCGUGUGAGCCCAACUGCUACUCCCGGGUCAUCCACGUGGAGGGACAGAAACACAUUGUCAUCUUUGCGCUUCGGAGCAUUUACUGCGGGGAGGAGCUGACCUACGACUACAAGUUCCCCAUUGAGGACGCCAGCAACAAGCUGACCUGCAACUGCGGCGCCAAGAAGUGCAGGCGAUUCCUUAACUGAGCCGCGCAACAAGCCACGCCCCCUAGUGGCUGCAGCAGUCAGAGCGGAGGUGCUGGCACUUCCUUAUAAUUAGCCCCGCCUUGGGAGACCCCCCUGCAGAUGGACGUCAGGGGGGCUGCAUCUCUCCUGCGCUGGAAUUGACUUUUUUUUUGUCUUGAAUCUUAACUCGGAUUUCUAGAGGGGAUGGGGGGGCAGCAUUAAAGGAAAUAAAUGCACUUUACCCUCUGUCCCUCCAAACGGGGUACAUGGCAAUUUAGGGGGGUCUCUUCUCCUUCCUCUCAGGGUAUUCUCUAAUUUGUGCUCUGGAUUCAGCUUCUUCUACUUUGCUGCUACUUUUGUUAUGUUCUAAGAGUCUGUUGCGUCACUCUCCAAGGCCAAACAGCAAGGACAUCAAACCAGCUUUGGCUUUUGGGGGAUCCGUACAGCCCCCCCCUUUUUUAUUGCUGAGAAAGGGAGCCCCUCCCCCCUUACUUGGAAGGAGGAGCAAGCUCAUCUUGGGGAUGACAAUCAUUUUUAGUUGUAAUAUUCCUGUAACUCACUAGGGGGCAACCUUCAAACUCUAAAUCACCAGCCAAUGAAAAGCCUCCGUCUACCCUGCCCUAACUUAUUGCAGCCAUGUUUCUUUUCGGCUGUUUAAUUACCCUCCCCCCCCAGACAGAAACGCACCAAGACCACCCAGCGACCCAUUACACAUAACAUCCUCCUCUUUGCCCCCAUAAUUUCUCCCUCUAUUUAUCAGUUCUGCCCUAGAUUUGUCUCUUCCUGAAGAAACAAGUGAGAAUCCAGUGUGAGACUUAAAGAACCGCCGCCGUGAGUCGUGCGCAGGGUGUAAAUAUCUGUACAAAGAUUUGUAACAAUGUUGGUUUUUCUAUGCACUUUUUUUAUUUAAGGAAUUUUGAUGGUGAAUAAUAAUGUUUCAUUGUUUCACCUUGUCUUUGGCAUUUUAAAUAAAAAUGAACAUUUUGCCA
This is a messenger RNA of Xenopus laevis (African clawed frog), 10408 nucleotides long. RefSeq names its product histone-lysine N-methyltransferase 2B (gene kmt2b.S). The transcript has 36 exons. Bases 1005 to 9440 code for a protein of 2811 amino acids. Lineage: Eukaryota; Metazoa; Chordata; Amphibia; Anura; Pipidae. The record is from RefSeq and is a predicted model, not a curated record.